AUGAAAGAUGCUUUGGUCCAACUAAUGAAGUGCGCUUCUGGGCUAGUACAAGUUGGGCUUUCAAAAUACAGCCCACUAACUUAUGGGCUCAUGUCAAAAAUGCCUUUAGUCCAAAAUAUGUGUUAUGGAUACUUCAUCUUCUCACAUUUUCUCUCCAUUCCUUGCUUCCUUUAUGGCAUUGUUCCACCUUUGUGCUUCUUGAUGGGCACUCCAGUGUUUCCCAAGGUGACAAGCCCAUGGUUUGCACUAUUCACAACCAUAUUCUUAUCAUCUUUGGCUCAACAUUUAUAUGAAGGCGAAGUCUUGUCUAGUGGAGGCAACUUAAGGACAUGGUGGAAUGAACAAAGAAUUUGGAUAAUAAAAACAGUCACAGCUUGCUUAUUUGGAUGCUUAGAUGUUUUAAUGAAGUGGCUAGGUGUUGCAAAGGCAAAUUUCAGGUUAACAAACAAAGCCAUAGAUGAAGAGAAAUUAAGGAAAUAUGAAAAGGGUAAAUUUGAUUUCCAAGGUGCUAAGUUGUUUAUGGUUCCUUUGACAUUUUUAGUGGUGUUUAAUUUGGUAUGUUUCAUAUUUGGAAUGAAAAGAUUGGUCUUAGAGAGGAACUUUGAGGAGAUGUUUGGACAAGGUUUCCUUUCUUUUUAUGUCUUGGUUCUUAGUUAUCCUAUAUUAGAGGGUUUAGUAGUAUCAAAGAAAGACAAGUAA
Messenger RNA from Solanum verrucosum, 699 nucleotides. RefSeq names its product cellulose synthase-like protein G1. Gene Ontology annotation, molecular function: cellulose synthase (UDP-forming) activity; mannan synthase activity. Gene Ontology annotation, cellular component: plasma membrane; trans-Golgi network. Gene Ontology annotation, biological process: plant-type primary cell wall biogenesis; cellulose biosynthetic process. NCBI's taxonomy places the organism in Eukaryota, Viridiplantae, Streptophyta, Magnoliopsida, Solanales, Solanaceae. The transcript is spliced from 3 exons. Bases 1 to 699 code for a protein of 232 amino acids. The record is from RefSeq and is a predicted model, not a curated record.